This is a messenger RNA of Danio rerio (zebrafish), 2267 nucleotides long. RefSeq names its product acid sensing ion channel subunit family member 4b (gene asic4b). Gene Ontology annotation, molecular function: monoatomic cation channel activity; sodium channel activity. NCBI's taxonomy places the organism in Eukaryota, Metazoa, Chordata, Actinopteri, Cypriniformes, Danionidae. Gene Ontology annotation, cellular component: membrane; plasma membrane. Gene Ontology annotation, biological process: sodium ion transport; monoatomic cation transmembrane transport; sodium ion transmembrane transport. The record is from RefSeq and is marked provisional.
GUGGCUGUGGCACAUCCUAGGGCACUGACACAGCGAAUGAAGCACCUCCAUCUGCGCUCCUAAAACGGCGGCAACAAACCAAGGAGAAAACAAUGGAUGGAUGAGAAGAAGAGAGAGAUGAGAAUCUAAGGGAAAAGUCUAAAGGUAGGAGAGACUCACUGGGAGUAGAUGGAGAGAGCAGAAAAAGUUGAGCAAUAUUUGUUAAUGAUUAACAAGAUUUGAGAAAGAAGAUUUAGGAAAGGAGGAAAAUCUCAGCCGAAGGAAGGAUCAGAAUACAUUUGCAAAGGGCUCUUCACACGGAGCCCUGGCCAACCACAUGCCCAUCGAAUUUGUUUGUAAAAUCAAGUUCGCUGAGGGCGAAGAAGCCAAGGGGGCCUCGACAGAAGGAGGAGGAACCGGCAUGCUAGAUGAAGGCCUUCGGCGGCAAAAAGAAGGCAUGGCUGACCUGGCAUCCUUUGCAAGCUCCUCUUCACUUCACGGUUUGGCUCGGGCACUAGGGACCUCGGAGCGCUUGGGUUUCAGACAGACUCUUUGGGGACUGGCACUGCUGGUCUCGCUUGGUCUCUUCCUGUACCAGGCGACAUGGAGUGCGGCGACUUAUCUGGAGCGUCCCCACCUCGCAGCUCUAAGGGAAGAAACCCGCCGAGAGCUCACCUUUCCGGCCAUCACGCUCUGUAACGUCAACAGAUUCCGCUUCUCUGCCCUCACAGAUGCGGACAUCUACCACUUGGCUAACCUCACCGGCCUUCCGCCCAAGAGCCGUAAAGGACACCGGCCAAGCGAGCUCCAGUACCCACCCCCAAACAUGCUAGACAUUUUCCAGAGGACUGGCCACCAGCUGGAAGACAUGCUGAAGAGCUGCAACUUCAGCGGGCAGAACUGCUCAAGCGAAGACUUCAGCGUGGUUUACACACGGUAUGGGAAAUGUUACACAUUUAAUGGAAACAAGACGUCACCCAAGCGUGUAAGGCAAGGUGGCACAGGAAACGGCCUGGAGAUGAUGCUGGAUAUUCAGCAGGACGAGUAUCUGCCUAUCUGGAGAGAAACCAACGAGACUACGCUGGAAGCAGGUAUUCGGGUUCAGAUACACAGUCAGAAUGAACCCCCGUACAUCCACCAGCUGGGCUUUGGAGUCUCACCAGGAUUCCAAACAUUUGUUUCCUGCCAGGAACAGAGGCUAACAUACCUGCCACAGCCGUGGGGAAACUGUCGGGCUUCAUCCGAGCCUGUGAUCCCAGGAUACGACACCUACAGCGUCAGCGCCUGCAGACUGCACUGUGAGAGCACACAGGUGCAGAGAGAGUGCAACUGCAGGAUGGUGCAUAUGCCAGGUGAUGCUGAUAUCUGUGCACCCAGUAAAAUCAAGUGUGUUGACAAGGCUUUGGCUUCACUCCAGAAGAGCACAGGUGACUCAUGUCCCUGCGAGACACCCUGUAAUUUGACCCGGUAUGGGAAAGAGCUCUCUAUGGUUAAAAUCCCCAGCAGAGGCUCUGCUCGCUACCUUUCUCGCAAGUACCAGAAGUCAGAGGAGUACAUCAGAGACAACUUUCUCAUCUUGGAUAUUUUCUUUGAGGCCCUUAACUAUGAAACGAUUGAGCAGAAGAAAGCGUACGACAUCGCUGGUUUGUUAGGAGACAUUGGUGGACAGAUGGGCCUCUUCAUUGGAGCCAGUAUUCUUACCAUACUGGAAAUACUCGACUACAUCUAUGAGGUAGCCAAAAACAAAAUCAAGCAACUCCUGAAACCAAAGAAGAGCCAGAAACAAACCAACCAACGGAACUUGAUCCAAGAGCAGAUCCAGAGAACCAAGAACCUGCGGGAGCAGAACCUGAAAGCUCAGCUAACUGCCGGAGCAAUAGCUACAGUCAGGUUUGAAGAAGUCAAAGUCAAGGCAGCUAAUGAUGUGGCUCAACCACACAGCGCACAUCCAACUUCGGUAUUACCAAAUCAUCACAAUGCACAACAAGCCGUACAGCAGGACUUUGCUUGUUAAAGGACGACUUCUGUCUGUUCAUUUUUUCAUAUCACCGAACUUGACGUUGGGGUCUUGGAUGGAUCCUGUACACAUUUCUCCUUUUUUCACUUAUAAAAGCUACAGCCAAAGCAUAAUCCAGGACCUCAUGUGAAACCGGUUCAAACUAGUCACAAUGAAAAAACCACAUGUUUUUUUAGAUUUUUUUUUUCCUCUCUCUGGAUGGACAUAUCAUGGACUGCAUAAAAGAAAAUGACCAAGGCGCCACUUGAAUUUGGCAUAUAAUUCAUACUGG